Molecule: messenger RNA, 4253 nt
Organism: Phalacrocorax carbo (great cormorant)
Lineage: Eukaryota; Metazoa; Chordata; Aves; Suliformes; Phalacrocoracidae
Source: RefSeq, a predicted model, not a curated record
CUCCCUCCGCGCCCCACCCCGCCCCGCCGCGGUGCAUGGCGGGCCGGUGGUAGUGAGGCGGCCGGCUCCAGCUCCAGGCCCUGACGAUGAGCUGAGGCCGCGGCUUUUCGGGGCUGCUUCCUUGGUGUUGGGUGGAGGAUAAGCGAAGAACGCUGUCGCCAUCUCUCGUCGCAGUUCCUCCCUGAGCCAGUAUUUUGAGUAUUAUACUGAAGCCAAAGCAGCAAAACUGCUCAUAGUACAUAUAUAACACAAAUUGAGAUUGAUCAUGAAGACCUUUUGUGGAAGAGCUAAUCCAACCACUGGUGCAAUGGAGUGGAUAGAAGAGGAUGAGAACUAUGACUACCAUCAGGAAAUUGCAAGGUCGCGCUAUGCAGAUAUGCUUCACGAUAAAGACAGAAAUGUGAAAUACUACCAAGGUAUUUAUGCUGCAGUGAGCAGAGUAAAAGCAAGAGGUGAGAAGGCAAUUGUUCUAGACAUAGGGACUGGCACAGGACUCCUGUCUAUGAUGGCAGCUUCCGCUGGUGCAGAUUUCUGCUAUGCAAUUGAGGUUUUCAAGCCCAUGGCUAAUGCUGCUGUGAAGAUAGUGGAGAAAAAUGGUUUUCGAGACAAGAUCAAGGUAAUCAACAAGCACUCCACUGAAGUCACAGUUGGCCCAGAUGGGGAUAUGCAGUGUCGUGCAAACAUCCUGGUAACAGAAUUAUUUGAUACUGAGCUGAUAGGAGAAGGAGCUUUACCAACCUAUGAGCAUGCACACAAAUAUCUUGUACAGGAAGGAUGUGAGGCAGUGCCUCACAGGGCAACAGUGUAUGUCCAAUUAGUGGAAUCCAAAAGAAUGUGGUCCUGGAACAAACUGUUUCCUGUACAUGUCAAAGCAGAGGAUGGUGAAAAAAUUAUUGUCUCGCCUUCAGAAAUGGAGAACUGUCCAGGUGUUCCUUCUGUUUGCGAUAUCCAACUGAAUCAGAUGCCUUCAAGUGACUUCACUAUCCUUAGUGAUGUGGUGACUAUGUUCAGCGUGGAUUUCAGUAAGCCAGUAAGGAGUGCUUCUACCUACUACACAGUGCAGCUGGAGCCUGUAAAAUCUGGCAAGGCACAAAUUGUACUUUCCUGGUGGGAUAUUGACAUGGACCCCUCUGGGAUGAUAAAUUGCACAAUGGCUCCAUACUGGGUAAAAUCCACUUCUGCUUUCCAGUGGCGAGACCACUGGAUGCAGUGUGUCUACUUUCUUCCAAAUGAGGAGCCAGUUCUCCAGGGUGAGAAGGUGUACCUGACCGCCUGUCGUGAUGAGUACUCCGUGUGGUAUAAGCUGCAGAAAGCCAGAGGAGACGAGGAGAAUAAAGCAGAUGUUCGUGUUGAGAGUCCUGUUUGUAGAUGUCAGGCUCAUCUUCUUUGGAAUAGACCACGCUUUGGAGAACUAAAUGAUCAGAACCGAACACGCCAAUACAUCAAAUCUUUAAUGAAAGUUCUGAAAACAGAUAGUGUUUGCCUUUGUAUCAGCGAUGGCAGCCUGCUGCCUAUGCUGGCUCACUAUCUUGGAGCAAAGCAGGUGUUUACAUUAGAAAACUCUGCUGUGUCCUGUUCUGUCAUGAAAAAAUUUUUUAAAGCGAAUCAUCUUGAAGAUAAAAUUAAAAUAAUAGAAGCGCAUCCUGAAUCGCUGACAUCAUCUCAUUUGGAAGAUAAAAAGAUUUCUGUUCUUGUGGCAGAGCCGUUUUUUACGACAAGUUUGUUGCCAUGGCAUAACCUGUAUUUCUGGUACGCUAGGACAGCUGUGACCACUCACCUUACCAGCAAUGUCACUGUCCUACCUCAGUCUGCCUCUUUGCACAUGAUGAUUGUGGAGUUUCAGGACUUAUGGAGAAUCCGGAGUCCGUGUGGCACCUGUGAAGGUUUUGAUGUUCAGACUAUGGAUGAUAUGAUUAAAAAUUCUCUGAAUUUCAAGGAAUCCAAGGAAGCAGAACCUCAUCCUCUGUGGGAAUAUCCUUGCAAGUCACUCUCUGACCCCCAGGACGUUUUGACAUUUGACUUCAGAAAGACUGUACCGCAACAUUGUCUCAGCACAGAGGGUUCUGUAAAUCUUCUACGGAAAGGAAAGAGCCAUGGAGCAGUUCUGUGGAUGGAAUAUCAUCUUGAUGCUGAUACCUCUGUUAGUACAGGACUGAUGCAGAUUUCAAACGAAAAGGGAAACUGUGAAUGGAAUCCCCACUGCAAGCAAGCUGUUUAUUUCUUCAGUUCUGUUAUUGAAUCAGAAACUCUGUCAGACCUUCCUAGUGCUGUCACGUAUGCUAUAAAUUUCAACACAAAGACAGGAGAGAUUGCCAUGGAUUUUAAGCUGUUUUAGAAGACUUCCCUUUUACUCAUGUUCCUAAAUUAUAAUAAACUUAUAUAAUAUUUUUUGUAUGGCAAAGGGAUUUUUUUUUUAAUUGUGCUCAGAGGGCAAACUGACUGUUCCAAAAUAGACUUUAAACCUUUAUGGUUUUGCUUUCAAAAUACAUAGUUGGCAAGCUAGAGAAAAACACUUCCCUAAGGACAGGUAUUCCAGACAGGGUUUAUAUACGUAUAUACACAUACUUGGUUUUUAUCUGUUUCAGUGUGAAAUUCUGGUAUUUUUGGGCUUUGAAUAAUGUUAUGGGGCUACAGAACAGUUGCCAUGCAAUAACCAGCAAGUCAUGUGAGCGGAUGAAAACACUAAACCUUACACCAACAGCAGAUAAGAGAGUUAAACUCAUCUAUUUCCAGGCUUUGCUCUUGUCGCUGUAAAAUGGGAAAUAAUCUUCAGAGUCCCCAAAAAGAAAUCCCAAGUCAAGCUACAUAUGUCUAUUAGUACACUUAAUAGGGAGAAGGAAACAGUUUAGCUGCUCGCAAACUUGUGUAAGUUGUGGCUGGUAUUAGACUGAAAUGGUCAGUGAAUUAAAAUAUGAUGCACUGGUGUUCUGCUGGAGUCUGAGCUGCUGUAUUUCUGAAGAGGUGUUUGCCAAACAGUGACCAAAGUCUAGAAAGGUGUAACUGGAAGUUAGAAAAUGUACCUAUCUGGGUUAAUUGGAAGUGACAAAUUGAUGCUAUUCUGACCAGAAACAAAAGAAGAGGCAUAGUCUAAAAAACUUGCAAAUCUGUAAGAGGUAUUUAAUAUGCAUCAUGUGAUGAAAAAUGCGGCCUUACACACAUUCUGUCAGAGGUCUAAAUAAUAUCUGCCAGUUUAGCUAAAGUUAUAUAUUGUUCUGCAAUAGCACAUGUCCACAACUGAGGUUUUCUUAACUGCAUUCCAAAUCACGGUGGCUGAAAUAGUAAUGUAUGUCCAUGCAUGUGCAAUUUAAUUCUGCUUUAGAUGAACAGUCGGUGCAUCCACCUUGUAUGUGUGACCUAUUAAGGGAAGUAGAACAUCAAUGUACUGCCUGUCCUAAAUUAUGUCAGCCAGCUGCAGGGAUAACUGCUUACCAAAGGUACUCCUGUUUCCUCUGAGCAGCAACUUCAGCAAAGUGAAAGGAAUGCCAUAAAGAAGCCAUGAGGGAGCAGGAGCCUGCUCUACUUUACUUUCCUGGUCACCAUGAUAUAUAAUUCUGUGCUGUGACCACAGGACUGGCUGCCUGCUGAAAGACUUCCAGAUGAGCUGUCCGCAUACCCUUUCUGGCAGUGCUUCGAGUUUCUUGUUCUGUGGGCCUGUCCAGAGAGGACCAACCCUAGAGACAUAACCACUCCUAUCUUUUCACCCACAGAAGCCAAUUCUAUUAGACUUGGAGAAGCAGCAACUUUUCCUUCCCUCUUUUUCCUCCUCCCCAAGUACCCUCAAGUAAAUAAAUUAUGUUUGUUUCUUUUACAGUCCAUAAAACACCCCUCAAUUUGUGAAAUGUUAAAUGGCAAGCAAUGAGCGGGCAUUUUAAGGUAUUGUUUAAAGCAUGUGGGAGGAUUAGGAAUUGCAUACUUCUGUAGGUUAUCUGGAGUGCACGCUUCUUCAUCAUAUAAUCCUUCAGGAUCCAACAAGGUACCUGUGAACAGAAAGGGAGAUGUGACUGUCCCAGCAUACCUCCUGUGACUUGCCUCUCAGGAGCUUCGGAGGGGCAGAGGUGUGUGAAGACAGCAUCCCUGAGGGGGAGAGGAGACUGCUCUGACUGAGAGUGCUUUGCAUUCAUUUCUCCUCCAUCCAGACCUCCCUACUCCCUGCUACCUUUCAAAACCUUACCUCUGCCCUUCCAGUUUCUCAGCCCCAAUGUCUGUGAUUUUUUUUUUCUGCUACAACAGAAUAAAGCCAUGUUAUAAAUGGU